Molecule: messenger RNA, 4306 nt
Organism: Mangifera indica (mango)
Lineage: Eukaryota; Viridiplantae; Streptophyta; Magnoliopsida; Sapindales; Anacardiaceae
Product: pentatricopeptide repeat-containing protein At5g16860
Exons: 2
Coding region: 353-2917 (854 amino acids)
Biological process (GO): RNA modification
Molecular function (GO): protein binding; zinc ion binding; RNA binding
Source: RefSeq, a predicted model, not a curated record
UCCUCUUCGGUCUCCGCCGUCGGCUAUUCUUUGAUUUUGGCUGUCGACUGUCAUCCUUUGUUCGUCUUCUUUAGUGUCUGACAAAGGUUGUGUCACCGGCGUUCAUAUCAGAGUCGAACGAUGAUCUACCGUAAUAGGUUUGUGAAUUAAGAUUGUUUUUGUAUUGCAUGAGAAGAAUUGUUGAUCUGAUGUUAUAGAAUGGUUAUGACAAGUUGGAUAAACAUUGAAAUCUUGUGAUUUUGUUGCGGCUGUAUUUAUGAGAAUGCCUUUUAGUUGCUAUAGAACUAAGACCAUCUUCUUAUUUUUGCUCCACGCUGAAUAAUCAUUCUAAUCUCUGGUGACUAGUAUUGGCAUGCUACACCAUCUUUUCCAUGUUAAGCUUAAGGCAUCAUUUGCCAUCGACCCCUUUACCAUCAUUAAAUACCUCUCCUCCACAACGCCUUUUAUCACAUCUUGUCUGCUAAAACAAUGCAAAUCCUUAACCCAAACCUGCCUCAUCCAUCAGCAGGUGGUAGUCCAAAACUUUACCCACAUCUGUACUUCCCACCUCAUUGGUGCUUACAUUUUCCACAACUCUCCUUCCCAUGCUCUAUCCCUUCUGAUACGCAUUUCACCCUCAACGUCCUCUGUCUACUGGUGGAAUGUUUUAAUCCGUCGUGCUGUUAACCUUAGGCUACUUGACAAUGCACUCCAUCUUUUCCUCCUUAUGGUGAGGCUUGGAUGGCAUCCUGAUCAGUACACUUUCCCUUUUGUCCUGAAGGCCUACGGUGAGCUCAACUAUUUUUGUAGUGGCUCUUCCGUUCAUGCUCUGAUUUGCACAAGUGGGUUUGAUUCAAAUGUCUUUGUUUGCAAUGCACUAGUGGCUAUGUACGCCCGAUGUGGGGCCUUGGACUAUGCACAACAGAUGUUUAAUGAGAUGGAUCAAAGAAAUAUUAAUGAUCGUGUUUCAUGGAAUACAAUUGUAGCGGCUUACAUGCAAAGCGGCAAUGUAGAAACUGGGUUUUUGUUGUUUAAUAGAAUGACUUAUGAUGCGAAAGUCCAGAUGGAUGCUUUUAGUCUAGUCAAUGUGCUUCCUGCAUGUGCAUCCAUUGGUGCAUGGUUGAGGGGUAAGCAAGUGCACGGUUAUGCAAUGAGGAAUGGAUUGUUUGAGGAUGUGUUUGUGGGAAAUGCAUUGGUGGAUAUGUAUGCAAAAUGUGGAAUGAUGGAGGAGGCGAAGAAGGUUUUUGAGAGGAUGAAGGUGAAGGAUGUGGUUUCUUGGAAUGCCAUGGUUACUGGGUAUUCUCAAAUUGGUAGCUUUGAAGAUGCUCUUGGGUUGUUUGAGAAGAUGAUGAAGGAGAAGAUACAAUUAAAUGUUGUGACAUGGAGUGCUGUAAUUUCAGGAUAUGCACAGAGGGGGCAUGGUUACAAAGCCUUAGACGUAUUUAGACAAAUGCAGUCUUGUGGGUCAAAGCCAAAUAUUAUUACUCUUAUGUCACUUCUUUCAGGUUGUGCUUCAGUUGGAGCAUUGCUUCAUGGGAAGGAGGUACAUUGUUAUGCUAUCAAAUGUUUUUUGAGUUUAGAUCUAAGCAAUUCAGGAGAUGAUCUUGUGAUAAUUAAUGCUCUGAUUGACAUGUAUGCUAAGUGUAAGAAACUCAAUGUGGCACAUGCAAUGUUUGAUACAAUUGCACCAACAGAAAGGAAUGUAGUGACUUGGACGGCCAUAAUCGCUGGUUAUUCUCAACAUGGGGAAGCCAAUGAUGCACUAGGACUUUUUGCUCAAAUGGUACUGCAUGAUAGAUUUGUAAAGCCAAAUGCUUUUACUUUAUCUUGUGUUCUGAUGGCUUGUGCUCAUUUGGCUGCACUGAGGUUUGGUAAAGAAAUUCACACUUUUGUUUUACGGAACCAGUAUGAAUCAAAUAUGCUAUUUGUUGAUAACAGCCUGCUGGAUAUGUAUUCAAAAUCAGGAGAUAUUAAUGCUGCUAGAGUUGUAUUUGAUAACAUGCCACAAAGAAAUGCUGUUUCAUGGACAUCCUUGAUGUCAGGUUAUGGUAUGCAUGGGCAUGGAGAUGAAGUUCUCUACCUUUUUGAUGAGAUGAAAGAAGGAGGUCCGGUGCCUGAUGGCAUAGCGUUCCUUGUGGUGCUUUAUGCUUGUAGCCACUCAGGAAUGGUUGAUGAAGGAUUAAAUUAUUUCUAUGGCAUGAGUAAGGAAUAUGGUAUUAGCCCAGGGCCAGAACACUUUGCUUGCAUCGUUGACUUAUUGGGUCGUGCUGGUCGUUUGGAUGAAGCUAUGAAACUUAUAAAAGAUAUGCCCAUGGAACCAAGCCCUGUAAUUUGGGUGGCACUGCUUAAUGGUUGCAGGAUCCAUGCUAACAUAGAACUUGGGGAAUAUGCUGCAAAUCAAUUGCUAGAAUUGGAGUCAGAGAAUGAUGGCUCAUAUACGUUGCUCUCAAACAUCUAUGCAAAUGCUGGGCGUUGGAAAGAUGUUGCCAGGAUUAGAUCUUUGAUGAAACAUACUGGGAUUAAGAAGAGGCCUGGUUGCAGCUGGGUACAGGGAAAGAAAGGCACUGCAACCUUCUUUGUAGGUGACCGGACGCAUCCACAGUCUCAACAAAUAUAUGAAAUCCUUGCAGACCUGAUUCAACGCAUUAAAGCCAUGGGUUAUAUCCCAGAGACAAGCUUUGCACUCCAUGAUGUGAAUGAUGAAGAAAAAGGUGAUCUUCUUUUUGAACAUAGUGAGAAAUUGGCUCUUGCAUAUGCAAUCCUAACUACAGCUCCCGGGGCACCUCUCCGGAUCACUAAGAAUUUACGCAUCUGUGGUGAUUGCCACACUGCAAUAACAUACAUAUCCAUGAUUAUUGAACAUGAAAUUAUUUUGAGAGACUCAAGCCGCUUCCACCACUUCAAGAACGGAUCUUGCUCCUGCAGAGGCUAUUGGUGAUGCUGGAAUGUUACUUGUCCAGUUGAGUAAUUAAAUGUACCAGAGCUUUUGAAAUGUAAAUUUUUUUAUUUGGUGCACUUUCGUUUAAGUUUUUCAAGUCUUUGAAGUCAGCAAAUUGAAAUAGUUUGGACACUGCAUUUUUUGUUUUUUAUUUUUUUGUGUCUAUUUAAAGGUUGUAACGGGUUCAAUAUCCUUUUACUGAGCAAGGAUUGGUAGCAGAAAGUUGAUGACCAACUCUCGCCUGUCUGCGACACAAUUUGUAAGUUGAAGCUCCCAUUGUUACAUUUUCUCUUUGGAGAGAUUCAGACUAACUCAUAAGUCAAUUGUUCGAAGACAUGAAUUUUUAUGGCCACUGCAGGGAGAUCAAUGCAAGUUUUUUGUCAGUGCUUAUGUUUUGUAGAAUAAAUUUGUUUCCAGGAUUUUCAUCUGCCAUAUUCUCAAGCUUCCUGGCACGUGUAAGUCAAUUCUUUCUUGAACUUCUCUAUUUCCAAGAAUUAGUAAACACUUCGGUUUCACUUCAAUUCUGUACUUGUAAAUUUACUGUGCUGGUCUAUUCUAAAAGAAUUUAGUCCCCGAUUUUAUCAUUUAUGAUGUAGAAUGUUCGGAUCAUAUGUUUUGCAAGUUCACAGCAGUCAAUGCCUUAAAAAUUAUGCAGAAACCACGAGGAUUUGAUUGUUUAUUGACCAACACGCUGUUAUUUACUUACCAAAAAAAAAAACAUGGAUGUCAUUUUCAUUUGAGGAAUGUUGCUCUUGCGAUCUUCCUUCAAAAGCCAGGAGGUUUCAGUGUUUUUCACCCAAUUAUAUUGUUGCUCUUGUUUCUUGCAAGGACUUGUGUACAGGACUUUUUCUUUUGGAUGGAGAGUAACAAAUUCAAGCUUCUGCUACUUCUGCACAAAUUCAUGGUUCACCUCCUACAGAGAAUUUGUUCUGAGAAGCUCCAUUGAUAGGAAAAAAUAACAUUUCACCUCUCGAAGUUGGAAGACGGGGUUGAGUUGGAUGCGAUGGUACUCUGCUUUGAUUCUAUGAAUAUAACCGAUGAAUGUGUAUGGUUGUGCGGUGAUUUACUGGCAUUGUGUCAUUUUGUUACCAAACGAUACACAUUCUUCGAACCGAGAACUCAGGAAGGUCUGUUGAUCUGUAGGCUAUCGGUUUGUUGAGGAGACAACGGCCUCUUGUCAAUUUUCAGUUCUCAGGUAGGAUGGCUAUCAAUUUUUUUUAGCUUUUGACAUGAAUUCUGUCUUCAGCAGCAUCCAUUUUGUGCUGGGUAUUCAACUUCAUUUUCAUUUUAAACAGAAUUGGUCGCUUCUGUGGGAUCAUUUCGAAUGAAUUUGUAUUGAAGUGGCACAGUGCUCUUAAUAAUAUUUGAAAUUGAAUUUUUUUAUGGAAA